UUGUCCGCUUCCCCUCUGCUCUUUAGCUUUAGCUCAGCUCACGCCUCACACACACACACGCACCGGCUGCCGGUGACAGAUUUUUCGUCCGUUCUUUGUUUCGUAAAGCUGCCAAAACGUCUUACGCAAUGAGAGGCGAUCGGGGAAGGGGCCGUGGUGGCCGUUUCGGUUCCCGUGGAGGUUUAGUUCAAGGAUACCGGCCCUUCGUCCCUCACAUACCGUUUGACUUUUAUGUCUGUGAGAUGGCCUUUCCACGGGUGAAGCCAGCACCUGAUGAGACUGCAUUUAGUGAGGCUCUGCUGAAGCGCAACCAAGACCUCAGUCCUACACCCGCAGAGCAGUCUUCCAUUUUGUCUUUGGUAACCAAGAUCAACAACGUCAUUGAUAAUUUGAUUGUGGCUCCUGGAAACUUUGAAGUGCAAAUCGAGGAGGUGCGGCAAGUGGGCUCGUACAAAAAGGGUACGAUGAUGACAGGCCACAACGUAGCUGAUCUUGUGGUUAUCCUGAAGAUUCUUCCCACUCUGGAGGCAGUUGCAGCAUUAGGAAACAAAGUGGUGGAGACACUUCGCACACAGGACCCGGCUGAGGUUCUGUCUAUGCUGACCAACGAGACAGGCUUUGAGAUCAGCUCUGCUGAUGCUACAGUAAAGAUUCUCAUCACUACCGUUCCUCCCAAUCUGCGCAAGCUUGACCCAGAACUCCACCUUGACAUCAAGGUGCUGCAGAGUGCUCUGGCUGCUAUUCGCCAUGCUCGCUGGUUUGAGGAGAACGCCUCUCAGUCAACGGUGAAGGUUCUGAUCAGGUUGUUGAAGGACCUGCGGGUGCGUUUUCCUGGCUUUGAGCCUCUUACACCCUGGAUUUUGGAUCUCCUGGGACACUCAGCUGUCAUGAAUAACCCCUCCAGGCAGCCGCUUCCGCUUAACGUUGCCUACAGGCGCUGUCUGCAGUUGCUAGCAGCUGGACUUUUUCUGCCAGGGUCUGUAGGGAUCACUGACCCAUGUGAGAGCGGAAACUUCCGUGUGCACACUGUAAUGACCUUAGAGCAGCAGGACAUGGUGUGUUUUACUGCCCAAACACUGGUAAGGGUCCUUUCUCAUGGUGGCUACAGGAAGAUCUUGGGCCUUGAGGGAGAUGCAAGCUAUCUAGCCUGUGAGAUGUCCACUUGGGAUGGGGUGAUAGUCACUCCAUCUGAGAAAGCCUAUGAGAAGCCACCAGAGCGCAAGGAAGAGGAGGAUGAAGCAUUGGAAGAGGGAGGAGAGGGAGAAGACGAAAGCAUGGAGACACAAGAGUGAACUAAGUCAGACUUCUGCCAGCAUUUUCCACUGAAUCCAUGUCUCCGUAAGCCCCGACAUCCUCUCCUCUUCUGUGAAUGUAGCCUCAGGCAGCAAACACAACAAUACGGACCAAAAGUCACCAGCUGCGUGAACCAUCUUUCUGCUGUACAUCACUUCAACCAGUGGCUUCUGUUUAAACAGAGGAGGAGUGUAAAGUCCCCCAUCAUUUUCUAAUGUGUGUGUGUGUUUUUUUUUUU
Messenger RNA from Colossoma macropomum (tambaqui), 1531 nucleotides. RefSeq names its product interleukin enhancer binding factor 2 (gene ilf2). The coding region runs from base 129 to 1292 and encodes 387 amino acids. The record is from RefSeq and is a predicted model, not a curated record. Lineage: Eukaryota; Metazoa; Chordata; Actinopteri; Characiformes; Serrasalmidae. The transcript has 15 exons.